AUGAGUAUUAUCAUUCUAGAAAUAUUUUUUAUUUAUUUAUGUUUUUUUAAUAUUACAUUUGCUAAUCCUGAAGCAAAACGUUUAUAUGAAGAAUUAAUUAAAGUACGUUCAUAUAAUAAAUUAAUUCGACCAAUUAAAAAUAAUAGUGAAAAAUUAACUGUUUAUUUGGGUCUUCGAUUAACACAAUUACUUGAUGUUGAUGAAAAAAAUCAAAUUAUGACAUCAAAUGUUUGGUUAAAACAGGAAUGGUAUGAUGAUAAACUUCGAUGGGAUCCAAGUAAAUAUGGAGGUGUCGACGUACUAUACAUUCCAAGCCAACAAAUCUGGCUUCCUGAUAUUGUGUUAUAUAAUAAUGCAGAUGGAAAUUAUGAAGUAACUUUAAUGACGAAAGCAACUGUUUAUUAUGAUGGUCGUGUUAUUUGGGAACCACCAGCAAUAUACAAAUCAAGUUGUACAAUCAAUGUUGAAUUUUUUCCAUUUGGAACUUAUUAUUUAAAAGAUAUUCAACGUUGUCAAAUGAAAUUUGGUUCAUGGACAUAUAAUGGUGAACAAGUUGAUCUUGUUCAUAUAAAUCAAACAAAUGGUUCAACAACUAUUUAUGGAAAUAAUAGUGUACAAUAUGCUAUUGAUUUAACAGAUUUUUAUCGUUCAGUUGAAUGGGAUAUAAUGGAAGUUCCAGCACAAAGAAAUGUACGAAAAUAUACAUGUUGUCCACAAACAUAUACUGAUAUAACAUUCUUUAUAACAAUACGUCGUAAAACAUUAUUUUAUACUGUUAAUUUAAUAAUACCAUGUGUUGGUAUAUCAUUUUUAACUGUAUUAACAUUUUAUUUACCAUCAGAUUCUGGUGAAAAAGUGGCACUUUGUAUAUCAAUAUUAUUAUCAUUAACUGUAUUUUUUUUAUUAUUAGCUGAACUUAUACCACCAACAUCACUUGUUGUACCAUUAAUUGGUAAAUAUCUUUUAUUUACAAUGAUAUUAGUAACAUUAUCUAUUGUUGUUACUGUUACUGUACUUAAUAUACAUUUUCGUUCACCAUUAACACAUCAAAUGCCACCAUGGGUACGACGAGUUUUUUUACAAGUUUUACCUAAAUUAUUAUGGAUGCGUAGACCAAAAACAAUUGUUCCAUUACAAUAUCAACAACAAUCAACAUAUUAUACAAAUCAUAUAAAAAAACAUUCGACAACAAAAUUUCUUGUACCAUUACUUCAUACAAAAACAUAUAAUAAAAAUCAAUUUAAUAAACAUUUAAUUAAUAAUAAUGAUAAUAAUUUUGAUCAAGAUAUAAUUGAAAAUUUUGAUAAUGAAAAUGAUUUAAAACAAUCUGAAGAAAUAAAUCAAUCAUCAUCAUCACUUUAUCCAAAUGAAAUAAAAAAAGCAUUUGAUGGUUUAAAAUGUAUUGCAGCACAUAUGAGACAAGAAGAUGAAGAGAAAAAAAUAAAAGAAGAAUGGAAAUAUGUAGCAUUAGUAAUCGAUCGUCUUUUUCUUUAUAUAUUUACAACAGCUUGUAUUGCUGGUACAUGUGGAAUUAUUUUACAAGCACCAUCAAUUUAUGACAAUAGAAAACCAAUUGAUAUUCUCAAAUCUAAUCGUUUUUAA
This is a messenger RNA of Rotaria sp. Silwood1, 1602 nucleotides long. The record is from the annotation of a GenBank genome assembly. NCBI's taxonomy places the organism in Eukaryota, Metazoa, Rotifera, Eurotatoria, Philodinida, Philodinidae.